CCUAUAUAUACAGUACAGGUCAAGUUAAUAUCAACCAAAGGUCAUUCCAAGAAAUUUUUACAGCAGUUUCAUUUAACAAUAAAAUGUCUGGACAUGCCUGUAUACAAUCCGCUAAAAAUACUUUGAGAAAAAGUAUUAAAAGCAAACUUGGACUUUUGGAAGAGAAAGAUAAGUUGUUGCAAUCUGAAAAUGUAUUCAAAAAGCUUCAACAACUGCCAGUUUAUAAAAACAGUAAACGAGUCUCAAUUUACCUCAGCACGAGCAAUGAGAUAGACACAGAGCCUAUAAUUCAAGAUAUGUUCAAGAAUAAUAAGAAGUGA
This is a messenger RNA of Ctenocephalides felis (cat flea), 320 nucleotides long. Its product is annotated as 5-formyltetrahydrofolate cyclo-ligase-like. The record is from RefSeq and is a predicted model, not a curated record. Lineage: Eukaryota; Metazoa; Arthropoda; Insecta; Siphonaptera; Pulicidae. Gene Ontology annotation, biological process: tetrahydrofolate interconversion; folic acid-containing compound biosynthetic process. Gene Ontology annotation, molecular function: 5-formyltetrahydrofolate cyclo-ligase activity. Bases 84 to 320 code for a protein of 78 amino acids. Gene Ontology annotation, cellular component: mitochondrion. The transcript is spliced from 2 exons.